Zingiber officinale is the source of this 2148-nucleotide messenger RNA. Its product is annotated as nucleobase-ascorbate transporter 2-like. The transcript is spliced from 14 exons. Lineage: Eukaryota; Viridiplantae; Streptophyta; Magnoliopsida; Zingiberales; Zingiberaceae. Gene Ontology annotation, cellular component: membrane. Gene Ontology annotation, molecular function: transmembrane transporter activity. Gene Ontology annotation, biological process: transmembrane transport. The coding region runs from base 395 to 1972 and encodes 525 amino acids. The record is from RefSeq and is a predicted model, not a curated record.
GCUCUUGGUCCCUCUGAUGAACUGUCAGUGUACAGUCGAUGGCGAAGUCUCGUCUUUUGCUAGUAAUUUCUUGGAGAUUAUUUAUGAACUUGCGAGUUUUGGAAACCGCUGCGGGCGAUUGUAGGCAGCUGCAGUUAUAAAGGGCAGGAGGAGGUAGGGAGAGAAUAAAAAGCAGAACAGGAUGAGGUCAUUGAGUGGGUGGCGAAGUGUUCUUGUCUCAGCCUCACUGCGCCUCUUUUUUUCCUUUUUUUCCCACCAAUAAUUCGCCGUCUUUUCCUCUCAAGAUCACUUUUUUUCUUUGGCGCCGGAUUCCUCAUCCGCUCCGCAGUCGGAAAAAUCCCUUCUUGGCGAAACAACUGCAGAAGACAGUGUUUUGGGGAGUCCGGGGACAGACAUGGCGGAACUGAAGCUGGAGGAGAUGAUCGUCCACCCGCCCAUGGAUCAACUCCAGGGGUUCGAGUACUGCAUCGACUCCAAUCCCUCUUGGGGCGAGGCGAUUGCUUUAGGGUUUCAGCAUUACAUACUCUCGUUGGGCACCGCGGUGAUGAUUCCAACCCUACUUGUGCCAUUGAUGGGCGGAAGUGACGGGGACAAGGUUAGGGUGGUUCAGACAUUGCUAUUUGUAUCAGGAAUAAACACGUUGAUCCAAACCCUAUUCGGGACUCGUCUUCCAACUAUUAUCAGUGGUUCUUAUGCUUUUGUUAUUCCAGCCAUAUCCAUAAUUCAUGACUCUUCCCUGAAUCGAAUAACCGAUGACCAUGAAAGGUUCCAGCAAACGAUGAGAGCUAUACAAGGAGCUUCAAUCGUCUCAUCUUGUAUUCAAAUUAUUCUAGGUUACAGCCAAUUGUGGGGUAUCUGUUCCAGAUUUUUCAGUCCUCUAGGAAUGGUUCCUGUGGUUUCUCUGGUAGGAUUCGGUUUAUUCGACAGAGGGUUCCCUGUGGUCGGGCGAUGCGUAGAGAUUGGUGUUCCGACACUCAUCCUUUUCAUUGCAGCUUCUCAGUAUCUGAAGCAUGUAUCUGUUCGGCGACUUCCCAUAUUAGAGAGAUUCUCUCUUCUAAUAACGAUCACGAUUGUAUGGAUUUACGCACAUAUUCUUACGGUCGGCGGUGCAUAUAAACACAGACCUGAGCGCACCCAACUCAAUUGUCGCACGGAUCGUGCCAAUUUGAUCUCCUCUGCUCCCUGGAUAAAGGUUCCUUAUCCGUUGCAAUGGGGCGCCCCAACCUUCGAUGCCGGCCAUUCUUUUGGGAUGAUGGCUGCUGUUCUGGUAUCAAUGGUUGAGUCGACAGGAGCUUACAAAGCCGCAGCACGGCUUGCUAGUGCAACACCACCUCCGGCUUAUGUUCUAAGUCGAGGCAUUGGGUGUCAGGGAAUAGGCGUACUUUUUGACGGGUUGUUUGGCACUCUAACCGGUUCGUCCGUCUCAGUUGAGAAUGUGGGGCUUCUUGGAUCGACAAGAGUUGGGAGUCGCAGGGUCAUUCAAAUCUCAGCCGGCUUCAUGAUAUUCUUCUCCGUCAUGGGGAAAUUCGGAGCAUUGUUUGCCUCCAUUCCUUUCACAGUAUUUGCAGCUAUUUACUGCGUUCUCUUCGGGAUCGUUGCUGCUGUUGGUCUGUCCAUGUUGCAAUUCACCAACAUGAAUUCGAUGCGGAACCUCUUCAUCGUAGGCGUAUCGAUCUUCCUUGGCUUGUCAGUUCCUCAGUACUUCUUCCGCUACACUACGAGUGCUCAACAUGGCCCUGCUCACACCAAUGCAGAAUGGUUCAAUGACUACAUCAACACAAUCUUCUCCUCUCCACCCACUGUUGCAUUGAUUGUUGCAGUCUUCCUCGACAACACCCUCGACUUCCACGGUGCCGCUGCCGAUCGGGGCAUGGGGUGGUGGGACCGGUUUCGGAAAUUCAAAGGCGAUAGCCGGAAUGAGGAGUUCUACACUCUUCCAUUCAACCUCCAUCGCUUCUUUCCCACCUCAUGAUGCUUGGAAGAACUCUUGUGAGGAAGAAGGAACAUGGAAACCCUGAAGAGAUUGUUGAGAUGAUAAAAGAGUACAUAAACUGUAGUGUUUAGCUAAAUUCAUAGGACAAGAACAGAGGUUAAUUGCUUAUGUUGUAACUUAAGAAUUCAUUGAAACAGCGUCAUUAAAUAUGAUUA